Messenger RNA from Neohortaea acidophila, 1277 nucleotides. RefSeq lists its product as uncharacterized. Lineage: Eukaryota; Fungi; Ascomycota; Dothideomycetes; Mycosphaerellales; Teratosphaeriaceae. The coding region runs from base 235 to 1188 and encodes 317 amino acids. The record is from RefSeq and is a predicted model, not a curated record. The transcript is spliced from 2 exons.
AGUAUGUUUUCGAAAUCGACAGUACUACCUCUCAUGUCUUAUGUUGUGACACGCGUUCUCCAUCGCUGUGCAACGCUCAUGUGUUCCACAUUCCGGUUAAGAAGUGCCGAGUAGUGACCAACUCGUGGUUUGAUUGGUAUUUACAAUGGUUGCGUGAUUCGGAUCGCGCUGGGAGCCUCUAACUCUUAUAAUGAACUCGAGGCUCCUCAUCGGUAUGUCAUACUCAGACUCACCAUGUCUACUACCAUCCCUCCUACCAUUCUCGUUGUCGGUGCGACAGUUAACACCGGUGCAGGACUUGUCAACACUCUUCCUCGCUUGCUACCCUCGAAGCCGGCUUUCAAGAAUCACCGACUUCUAGCAUUGACACGUUCGGCGAACAGUUCGACUGCUCAGAAAAUUGCAAACAUCCCUGGAGUCACCAUCGAAGAGAAGGACUGGCUUAAAAUCACUCCGGAAUGGCUCCGCGAACGCAACGUGGUCCGGAUGUUCGUCGCAUCACACAACGAGCCCACUCAAUUCGCAGACGAGGGCCAGCUUCUCACCAACGCCCUUCAAGCGCGCAUCAAAUAUGUCGUCCGCAUCUCCACGGGGGCACCUGCCGUCACUCCAAAUUUCCCGGCCUACUACCCGCGCACGCACUGGGCCAUCGAGACCAUGCUCGGUCAACCGGAAUUCGCAGCGAUGCACUGGACCUCCUUGCGCCCAAAUCUCUUUGUCGGACUGGUCGUGUCCCCGGCAGUGGAGUUCAUUCGUCAUGUUCAAAGUACGGGUCAGCAGGAGACUCUGAGCAUAGUGCUCGAUGAGAAUACGUCGACGGGCGUGAUUGACCCCUUCGAUGUUGGCGUGUUUGCCGCACAACUGUUGUCUCAGGAUGACAGUACGCCCUUCAACCAGCAAGGAUAUACCUUGAACGGACCCGCCGACAUUACGGGACGGCAGCUAAAUGAGAUGGUGGAGAAGGAGAUCGGUGACACGGUCCACAAGGUAACGUACAAGGAUGUGUUUUGGGUCGACGGACGAGCUGGCAAGAGUGAUCGCAAGAAUCUCGUAUUAUCUAACAAACGUGCCCUGGACCCCAUCUGGAACGGCCACGCAAAGGCCGAGACAAUCAGUCCUGAGGUGCUGAAGUUGGCUCCUCCAAAGGAAACCGCUGAAGCGACAUUGCGAAAAAUGCUGGCUGGUUGAGCAGAUUGGACGAGAUAAAAUAGGUCGCAUAGAUUUAAGCAGGCCGCUGCAGCCUCGUGGCAACCACUUCGAGGCAUUCAGCCUUCAGU